This is a messenger RNA of Syngnathus typhle (broad-nosed pipefish), 3018 nucleotides long. It is a transcript of the gene slain1a, whose product is annotated as SLAIN motif family, member 1a. The record is from RefSeq and is a predicted model, not a curated record. The coding region runs from base 277 to 2181 and encodes 634 amino acids. Gene Ontology annotation, cellular component: microtubule plus-end. NCBI's taxonomy places the organism in Eukaryota, Metazoa, Chordata, Actinopteri, Syngnathiformes, Syngnathidae. The transcript has 9 exons. Gene Ontology annotation, biological process: positive regulation of microtubule polymerization; cytoplasmic microtubule organization; microtubule nucleation.
AAAAACGAAAUACAUAAAAACAAACACUUCCUGGCCAUGUGGCGUCUAGGAAGCUGCUGACCAAUCAGAGGACAGCUUACAAGUCAUGCCAGCAUCAGCAUCCUCCGCGCAUGUGUGUGUGUGUGCGAAUGAAUGCGUGUGCAUGAGUGUGCGCGAUGCGGUUUCCAAGCGUAGACGUGGGCCACCUUCAUCCGAAUUAAACCAGAAAGGACUAUUAAGUGCGGAACGCUUGACGCGAGCGGAGCCGUCUCUCCAUGUGCACGGCGGCGGUGGCAAAUGGACGCCGAGGUGCUGCUGGGUCCCCCCGUGAUGGCGGACGUGAACGGCAACAAUAAGCUGGCCAAUGCCGAGCUGGAGGUGCUCAAGCUGCAGGAGCUAGUGCGAAAGCUGGAGAAGCAAAACGAGCAGCUGCGGAGCAGGGCCAACGCGGUGAACAAUUGUCCCGUCGCCUCCCGCCAUCACCACCAGAACCACCGCCAGCUGCAGACAGCUCCUCCGGCUGUCAAGGAUCCUUUCCCGACCAAGUGUGAGACCCAAUUCCCCUGGGAGCCCUAUUUUCAGCCCAGCUCGUCGUCUCUUGAUGCCGCCGAGCAGGAGGUGGCGGGGGAGGAGGACGAUGAGGAGGAUGGAGGCAAGACGGUUCUGGACGAGGUUGACGUAUUGGACCUUAGCACCGUCCUCACGGUGUCGGAACCGGAAAGCUGGCUUUAUGUAAGCACCAAAGCCAUGUUGCACGGCGGCGACAGCGGCCUCAGCCCUCUCCAGUGGUGCAGGCAGGUCCUGGACCAACCGGGACCAGAAGUGGAGCUGGCGAGGAUGACGCUGUGCCACAGAUUGGACCAAGCCAAGCGAUGGCGAGGAGUGUCCUCCGUCCGACCGUACAGCUGCAUAGACGGGCUGUCCGCACUCAGUUGCCCCAUCCUGCCUUACUCCAAACCUGCUGCAAUAAGCGACACCACAGCUCUGCCGAUGCCAACGCUGUCGCCGUCAUCGUCCGGCCCCGCCUUCCCACUCAGGCCGAGCCUCAGCCUGGACAGGGCCCCCACUUUCCUGUCGAACUCAACCAUGCACAAUGUUGGCCGGCGGCAGGCGGCCAUCAGCCCUCAGUCUUCCAUGGAUAGCGAGGCAGGCAUUUCCGAGAUGGAUGACGACUCCAUCUCCAUGGGGUACAAACUGCAGGCCAUGACCUCCACGUCGGUCAUGGCCCGCCUUCAGGAGGAGAGUCUGCGUCAGGACUACGCGUCUACCUCAGCAACAGUCAGUCGUCGCUGCUCCAGCUUCUCUUUGAACUCGCUCCGGCGCAGCGAAGUGGAUCUGGAGGAGGAUGACGAGGAGGAUGAGGAGGAGGGUUACGAUCAGCUUCCUCCUCCACAGCCUCGACUCUUCCGCACGGGCUCGCUGCAGCGGGGCGGCCUGUCCCACUCCCAUACCUUCUCCAGCUUCAGAGACUGCAGGCGCAAAUCCACUGCCUCGAGCCUCUCGCUCGGGGGGCUGGCACCCUACACGGGGGCCGCCGGCCUGAGCGGGGAAACGCACGCGUCCUACAGGAACAGCGCAGACAUUAGGUUGCGGAGAAGCAUGCCUAACCUGAUGCGAGCUCCCAGCAUGCCGAGCGUUCCCAGUAUCCCGAGCGUUCCCAGUAUGCAAUGCCUGGUGUCCCCCGUCAACCCACCGUCCCACGGUCCCUCCUCCUUGCCAACCAUGUCCUCCCUGCGCAGCAGCCUCAGCUUUGACUCGUCGAGCAGCCUCGCACGCCUCCAGUCCUCCAUUCCUUCUCCGGGCCAGCUGAGUCAACGCGUCCAGAGCGUUGGUAACUUCCCCGCUGCCCCUCGCCACCCACUCAAAGCCACCGCCUACGUCAGCCCCACUGUCCUGCAAGGCCCCUCCGCCUUGUCCACCUCCACCAGCCUGCACUCCAUUUCCAGCAGCAGCACGCCGCUGCCUCAGCCCCUCAAGCCUGCCGCCAUCUCGGUACCGCAGCCCGUAAAGACCCCCGCUGCAGCUGCCCAGUCCGCUCUCCCCCGCAGCUCACUCCCUCGCCCCGCCUCCUUUGUGGGCCUUGGUGGAGCUCCACGCUCAAGCAAAAUGACACAACCUACGCGCAGUUUGCUGACACCCCCAAAGAGCCUAACCCCCCUAAGUACCCUGAGGGAUGCCAGCUGGAAAGAUGGCUGCUAUUAACGUUCCACAGGUAUCUUCGUCACAAUGAUACUAAUACUACUCGUAAUAAACAGGGUCUCGCUGCGUUACUGACUGUAACAAUUGUUUAGCUGCCACCCAAGAAAGAAUGACUGGUUGUUUUUUUUCCCCGAAAGAUGACGUCUAUAGAUCCAGCAGGCUGGAUCAAUGAUAAAGCAGGGGUGGGAAACCUGCAGUUCCUGGGCCAGAUAUGGUCCACAUUUGAGGCGGAUUAAAACCAAGUAAAACCUCAAAGAAAGUGGUAGAAAUUCAAAUAAAAUCCACAGAAUUCGCAAAUCAUAUUCAUAAACACGACGCCACAGUGCCGCACUGGUUAGCACGUCCGCCUCACAGUUCAGAGGGUGUGGGUUCCAUUCCACCUCCGGCCCUCCCUGUGUGGAGUUUGCAUGUUCUCUCCGUCCCUGCGGGUGUUUUCUCCGAGCACUCCGGUUUCCUCCCACAUCCCAAAAACAUGCAAGGCUGACUGAACACGUCGAGUGCUGAAGGUUGUUCGUCUGUGUGCCCUGCGAUUGGCUGGCAACUGGUUCAGGGUGUCCCCCGCCUACUGCCCGAUGACUGCUGGGAUAAGCUCCAGCACGCCCGCGACCCCCGUGGGGACAAGCGCUACAGAAAAUGGCAGCAUCAUAUUUUCUUAUACAUUUCGUAAGGACUUUAUAAAAAUGAAAAGGCAUCUAUCUCAUAGAAAAAAGGUUCCCCACCCCUGUUUAUAGACACUUGCAAUAUUCCGCUAACCAGUUGUUAAAUGUGAACUCUUUACUACUGUAAGUGCGCGUGUUGAUUGGUUGUCUGCAAGCUGAAAAUAUAAAAGAUUCACGCUUU